AUGACCAAUCCCAUUGCAGUUGCAGAACAAGAGUUGAAGGAUCGUGGCAUUGGCAGCGUCCAUCUUGAUGCCAACUAUGCACCUGGUGUAGCCCUCGUGGUGAUCGACAAUCCUCAACGACACAAUGCGUUUUCAGGCAAAAUGAUGGUCGAGUUUCGACAAGUUGUCCUUUGGCUGGAGUCCAAGGCACCUGAAGACUUGGUAGCUGUUAUCGUUACUGGAUCCCGUGGCAAGGCUUUCUGUGCUGGUCUUGACCUUGAAUUUGCUCGUGAGCACAUGCAUACUACACCAACAUUGGCUCUUCAAGUGAAUCAAGUGAUGCAUGAUGCCUUAUCACGAUUUGCAAGGCUGCCUCUUAUCACCGUAGCAUCCAUGGCGGGUCAUGCAUUGGGCGGUGGAACGGAGUUGUUGACAGCAUUCGAUUAUGUGUGCAUGGCAUCCACAGCUAUCAUUCGCUUUGUCCAAACAAGGAUGGGUGUCAGUUCACCUUGGGGUGGUGCUCGUCGAUUGGUGAACAGCGUUGGACGUAAAGCAGCUCUACGUAUACUUGCAAGUGCACCAAAGGUAACAGCUGAGCAAGGCAAGGCUCUCGGCCUGGUGGAUGUCGUGGUUGACAACAACAAGGAAGAUAUCUAUGAGGCGUGUUUGAAGGCAUCAUUAUCAUUUCUACGACCCUUUGUGUUUGACGAUCGUGCCGGACAAGAGGACAGAGUAUCAGCUGGAGCUGUCCGCGGCAUGAAGCAGCUUGUGGUGCGUGCUGACUUGGAUCGGGAUUAUGAGUUUGAAGCAGCCAUCUUAGCUAAGCUUGCAGGAUCUUCCAAAAUAUGA
This is a messenger RNA of Lichtheimia ornata, 828 nucleotides long. RefSeq lists its product as uncharacterized. The record is from RefSeq and is a predicted model, not a curated record. The transcript has 3 exons. Gene Ontology annotation, cellular component: cytosol. Bases 1 to 828 code for a protein of 275 amino acids. Gene Ontology annotation, biological process: fatty acid beta-oxidation. NCBI's taxonomy places the organism in Eukaryota, Fungi, Mucoromycota, Mucoromycetes, Mucorales, Lichtheimiaceae. Gene Ontology annotation, molecular function: enoyl-CoA hydratase activity.